Misgurnus anguillicaudatus (oriental weatherfish) is the source of this 864-nucleotide messenger RNA. The record is from RefSeq and is a predicted model, not a curated record. Lineage: Eukaryota; Metazoa; Chordata; Actinopteri; Cypriniformes; Cobitidae.
AUGUACUGUGUUUCAGGUACCAGUGGAGUGAAAGUGAUUCAUGUGUUCUGUAGUGAUGGAGUAAAUGUCACUCUGCCCUGCAUUAAUGCUCCUCCUGACUGCACAUUAACAACAUGGAUGCAUUAUAAAGACAGCAAAACUGGAGUUAAACUGUUUACUAAAGGAAUAAAGAUCAUGGACCAUAAAAGAUUGAGUCUGGGGUCUGACUGCUCUCUGAACAUCUAUAAAACCACAAAGAAAGAUCAUGGGCUUUACAAUUGCCAGAAACAAAUGGAUAGGACUGAUCAAUACACUGUUCCCAAUGUUUAUCUGCAUUUUCUUCAUGUGUCUUUAUCAUCCACACAGACUGAGAUUAAAGCAGGCAGAUCUGUCACUCUCUCCUGUCAAUUAUAUUCAAUAGAUAAAUAUAGUUGUGAGCGUUUGCUCCAUGAGGAUAGAUUUCAGAUGAUCUGGGUGAAUGAGUCUGAUGUUAAUCUUCAAUCAGACUCCAGAUAUCAGAUCUCAUCUUCAACAAAACACUGUAACAGCAGUCUGACUACAACACUCCUGAAUGAAGACAACAACAGAGAGUUAAGAUGUCAGAUUAUUACAGGAACUGAAGUUAAGACCUCAGACAGAUACACUGUCAAGUAUUUGGACAGUAAGACUGUGAGUGGAUUAAGAGUGAUUAUCAUCAUUGUUGAGUUUGCAGUACUGACAGCACCUACUGUUAUUCUUCUCUUGAUCAUCUGUGAAAGGAGAUCUGAGAAGUAGAGACGAACUCACAACAUCUAAACAAUUGACAGACAAAUCCAAAUGUCAUUUAUUUGCCCUUCUGUUCAAGUCUAAACUGUUGUUUAUUAAAGCAUCAUAGCUCUAUUUCUA